AUGCUCUUCAGCAGCACCUUCACGCUCCUUGCUUCGGCCGCGGCCUCCGUGUCUGCCGCGGCGCUGCCUGCCGCCGCCGCCGGCGCUCGCCACGCCAAGCGCGGCGGCUCCAUCUCGGUGACGCCGCACGACAAGUACUCGUCGUCGAUCGGGGUGCUGGGCUGCAAGAUCGACGUGAACCGGGUGGCGUACUGGCCGCUGGCGCCGGACUGCGACAACCUCUGCGCCAAGGUCAGCGCCAACGGGCGCAGCGUGCACCUGCUGCGCGUCGACCAGUCCGGCGGCGCGUACGACAUCUCGUACGACGCGUGGAACUACCUCGCCACCGGGCAGUCCGCGCGCGACGCCCCGACCCAGGGCGGCGGCAUCGACGCCGUCUGGGAGGACGUGCCCGUGGCCGACUGCGUCGCCGCCGGCCUCCUCGCCAACGAGCCCGGCGCCCGCCUCGCCUUCUCCGCCGCCAACAGCAUGAACUUCAUCGCCUCCUGCCCCGCCGACUCCUGGGUCGCCCAGCACAGCGCCCUCUACAACAUCCUCAACCCCAUCUGCACCUGGGGCCUCGACGAGACCUGCGUCCUGCCGUCCCCCGACCAGGGCAACCAGCCCGUCUGCCCCCACCAGCUCGGGCUCCAGGAGCCCCUGACCAGCCAGCCCGUCCACAACAUCGUCUACGGAACUGGCGCCUCCUCUCUCGCCCAGUAGAGGACUGGCAAUCCUUCAGGAUUUUCCUCUACCGGGAUCAGAUCAAGUCGGACUGGAAUUCUGACUGACCAACCAAAAAAAAAAGAGAGCACAGAAAAAAAAAAAGAGGCUCUGGCAUUGUAUUGAUGCUUGAAGCACUUUCGCUUGACUGGGUGAUCCCCAGUAUAGACCAGCACAACUAGCUAGCUCGACUACCAUUCGUUGUAUAUUCUUGCUCAGCCUCCUACAUAGCCAAAUCAACACUCUUCCUUCGUUCAA
Messenger RNA from Durotheca rogersii, 960 nucleotides. RefSeq lists its product as uncharacterized. The record is from RefSeq and is a predicted model, not a curated record. Lineage: Eukaryota; Fungi; Ascomycota; Sordariomycetes; Xylariales; Xylariaceae. The transcript has a single exon. The coding region runs from base 1 to 702 and encodes 233 amino acids.